UCUGGAGCGCCGUGGCUGGGAGGAGGGGCGUGGGGCGUGAAAGGAGGCGGAACUAAUUGGACGGGGCGUGGCCGACACACGAGUAUUGAGAGACUGCCCAGCGGCAGUGCCCCAGAGCUGUCUAACAUCAUUUCCUGUCGAUGGUACUGCUUCCGGGUCUCGGUCUGCUGGCGCUUGUGUCUAGGUGACAUCUUGGCGAGCCCUUUGAAGCUGCCCUCUUUCCCCUCCCCGUUUCCCGCGUUGUCCUCCGUGCCUGUCUUUGGGGUCCUCUCCUGGCCUGUACCCCGGGUCUUGCUCCCCGCGUUGCCGCCUCCUUCGUGAGGAACUAUGAAUGGGAGGGCAGAUUUUCGGGAGCCGAAUGCACAAGUGUCAAGACCAAUUCCUGACAUAGGGGGCGGCUACAUUCCAACAGAAGAAGAGUGGAGGCUCUUUGCAGAGUGCCAUGAAGAGUGCUUCUGGUUCAGAUCUGUGCCGUUGGCUGCUACAAGUAUGUUGAUUACUCAAGGACUAAUCAGUAAAGGAAUACUGUCAAGUCAUCCAAAAUAUGGUUCCAUUCCUAAACUUAUAUUUGCUUGUAUCGUGGGAUACUUUGCUGGAAAGCUUUCUUAUGUGAAAACUUGCCAAGAAAAGUUCAAGAAGCUUGAAAAUUCUCCCCUUGGAGAAGCACUGCGGUCAGGCGAGUUGCGGCGCUCUUUGCCACCUGGGCACUAUACUCAAAAGCCUAAAUAUGACUCAAAUGUGAGUGGUCAGUCCUCCUUUGGGACAUCUCCAGCAGCAGACAACAUAGAAAAGGAGACGCUUCCUCGUUACGAGCCAAUUCCAUUUAGUGCUUCUAUGAAUGAAUCCACUCCCACUGGUAUUACUGACCAUAUUGCCCAAGUCAAAGUAAACAAAUAUGGAGAUACUUGGGACGAGUGAAAGACUCCGCCAUUGGACCUACUGAAGGCCUUCCAUAUCCAGCUUCAUCAGGUGGUCGUGUGUCCUACAUGCUUGGACUCAGCAGCAGAUUUCAUAAAUACAUUUAAAACGAAAUCCUGGUUUGUGUGAUUUAACAAUGCUUUACGGACUCAGAUUUUAAUGUUUACUAUGGUGUAGAUGUACCAACCUGGUCGCCGAGAAUGGUGAUACUCUGCCAUAGUUGCGUGCACUCGGUGAAAUUGUUUCUGCUACAGGAGACAGACUCAUGAAACUCGACUGUGACUCUUGAUCAGCCCAUGUGACGAUAGCUGCAUGCUGAAGGGGGGGUGGGGGGAGCGAGCACAUGCCCAGGGUUCCGCUUCGCAUCAGUUAUUAAAAGGCCUUUCUCCAGCAUUUACUCGAGCAUCUUAGUGUCUGUGGUGAAUAAAGUGUACACACAGUGA
Molecule: messenger RNA, 1361 nt
Organism: Rattus norvegicus (Norway rat)
Lineage: Eukaryota; Metazoa; Chordata; Mammalia; Rodentia; Muridae
Gene: Ociad1
Product: OCIA domain containing 1
Cellular component (GO): endosome
Source: RefSeq, a predicted model, not a curated record